Moneuplotes crassus is the source of this 1920-nucleotide messenger RNA. The record is from the annotation of a GenBank genome assembly. Lineage: Eukaryota; Ciliophora; Spirotrichea; Euplotida; Euplotidae.
AAUAACUGUAAAUUAAUGGGAAAUAAGGUGAGUUUUCUUCGAAAUAGUAAAUAAUCCCUAUAUAAGACCGUUGGUAAGAAAGUUGACAGACCAAAAACUCAAGCUGUUAUCUCAGACAUUGAUCUCGAACAGUUUUCAAAUUUCGCUCAAGGACCGAAGGAAUUCUUAAAUGGGAGAUUUGAAUUCAGGGAAAGCCUUGAUGAAUGGGGAUACAUCUGGGCGCAUAGAUUACUAGAGGAUACCUUUGUUAGACCCAAUUUUGAUAUAGACAAAAUCCUAAAGUCUAUCCUAAACAUUUCAUUGAUCAAGAAUGAUCUCACUAUUUGUGAUGAGGGGGAGGUUCUUCAGCCCAAAUUCAUUGAUAUUGAUAAUCAAGGCUGAAAUCUUCGUGAAUUACAAAACAAAGUAUAUCUUGAGAAGAAAGAGCAGAUAAAAGAGCACUCUAGCCAUGCUUUACAGAAAGCAUUUUUGAUAACAAGAAAGAUUCUCUGGCAUGUCCAAAUUGUUGGGAUGGGUGUCGCCACAAUGGAUGUUGUCCUAGAAGGAGAAAAACAUGAUGAAAUGAUGAGAAAAAUGGAACAAAGCCUUGGAAGAGUCAAGAAAGAGUUUACCAAUAAAAUAUUCGACUUAAGGCUUAAAGACUUCAAGUCUCAAUUCAUUGUUAUUAAAAAUAUCUUUAAUAAGGUAAUUUAUGGGACCGACGAUGAAGAACUAAGAAAGUCAAGGAUUGACUCUGCUUUUGUUGUUUGUGAAGAGUUAUUCUUGGUUAUCUCUGAACCCCACUCAGAGAUUUAUAAGUCAGCACACCUAUCAAUAGACUUGGUUUCAUGCUUCAUGAUAAUUCAUCUGGGUAUGCUUCAGCUAGCUGUUGAGUGAUACAACCUACAAGAUUACAAAGAUAGAUUAGACUAUUGCCUUGAGUUUUACCCAUUAUUGAUAAAGUCAUAUAUAGAGCAGGCAAUUAGCAAUUACGUGAAGCCAAUUAUUUUGAACUAUCAUAACCAAGUCUCAAGCUUGAAUGAGAUGGAAGAGAUUUACUAUGAGCUCAGUGACUCCAUCAUCUACAAUCUGACGAGGAAUGGUGAACACCUUAUAUGGAAGACUACUUGAGAAGAGAUGACGAAAGAUAGGAUGUUCUAUAAUUUCAAGGAAGAAAAGCUCAAGUUUGUUGAACCCAAUUACUUACUCGGUCCAGAGCCUCCUUUACUCUGAAGAGCUUUGAGAUAUGGAGUCACACUAAAGCUUGAAGAUCUUUACACUCCUUACUCACAAGGAAUUGAUCAGAUAGUGCAUAAGCUACAAAACACCUUUACUGAAGAGACUGAGAUGAUAACUGAGGUAAAUGUCAAAGAUGAAAAUUCAUUUGAUAAUGAGUUAGAGUUUGAUCAAGUUGAUCAAAUAGAAGAAACCAAAGAUUUUGAUGCUGAUAAAGAGAAUGUAAAUCUCUCGCCUAUAAGUAGCCUCAGAUCUUCUCUGGAUGACUCUCAGAAACAUAUCCCUUCUGCUGGUUUUAAAAUGAAGAAAUCUCUCAAACUAGCUCGUUGAAAUACGGUUAAAAUCAGCCAAACUACACCGAUGGAAAAUUGAGACAUAGACUGAGAUAUUAAAUGUAACUUUGUCCCUGCAACAAAUUAUCACUACCAACAAGUUGCUCGAGUUGAGAAGGCAAGAAAAAUCAUUACAGAAGUAAAGAAGAAAGCUCGUCAAGAACAAGAAAUGCUAAACGAGCUUUACUCCAUCAAGGCUAAGCAACACAAGUAUGAAGAGAUGACAGAGAAUAUUUCUAGAUUAAUAUUCACACAGGAGUUGCACCAAUUGAUGAUUGAUGACAAGGAAUUGUAUGAGAACUUAGAGAAUUAUAUGAUAUUUCACCAUGAGAACAAGAGAGUCAAGCACUUUAGUAACCUUCAGUAGAAUGCA